CCCAGUCUAUUCUUUCUCCUGACGUCCUUCCUUGAUGCCAGUGUCACACGCUGCAGGGGAUGAACAUUUUACAGCGACUGGACAGUUUUAAUCUGGUACUGUUUGGGAGCAUUGAAACGUUCCGUUUCUUCCAAAAGGGAAUUGUUCGUUGGCCUUUGGAGGGUUUCUAAACACGGCGGAACUGAGCUCGAGAGACCCGUAAUAUACUGUGUUUUGUACUGUAUCCGCUGUUUCAGGGUGUUAUUAUUUAUUCAUUAAUAUUUUUUUCCUGGAAAUGUACACAGAUGGCUCUUUGAAGGGGACAUUGCGUCCGUGGGAGUGUUUUUUUCUUUUUCUUUUUUCUUUGCUCUGGACAACACCGACUCAUUGAAAAAAGCUGGCUGUACAAAAAAAAAAAAAAAAAUGACGAUCUGGUAGUUCUGUUUUCUCUCAUUUUUUCUGUUCCUCUUUUGUUUUCUUUCGGCCUCUUGAUCUACAAUCUCACGGGGUUUAAUCGGUGCUUCAUAUGGACAUGAUAUGGGGACACUAGUUAAGGAGAAAAUGAUCUGUUGUUCCGGCUAGCCAAAACAUCGCAGACAUGAGCAUCAUAUAGCCCUUUCAUAUCUUUGGCCUCAAUCACCAGUAUUAUACGUGCCAUCCAGUAAACUUGAUCGAAAAUGAGGAUCGUGUGAGCUUUACUGGUGGCUGGAGAGGGCAGCGAUAGCUUCGCGAUACUGGCUCGGCUGCGAAGGGGUCUAUGACUGCUGUCGGUGCUGAUUCAAUUAGUAAAUAUACAGCGGGUCGCUGAAAUUAAUUCAGUGUUGCUGUAGGCUGAAGCUCCAGGGACGAUGUCCUCUCGCGCAGCUCUGCAGCCGGGGAACGAAAGGAAUGCAGACCACUCUACUAAAGGAAUCAAAUCUACAAAAGAACUCUCAAGUGCCCAUUCACACAUGUGCCAUCCGCAGCAAAAGCCAUUCACACAUUUGUUUGAACAUGCCUCUCUCUCAGCCAGUCGUUCAGAGAAGGGCUCGGGAUGGUCAAGUCGAUCGCUGGGUGCCCGUUGUCGGAAUUCCAUCGCCUCUUGCUCAGAUGAACAGCCUCACAUCGGCAACUACCGACUGCUCAAGACCAUAGGCAAGGGCAAUUUUGCCAAAGUGAAGUUGGCACGCCAUAUCUUGACUGGCAGGGAGGUUGCAAUAAAAAUCAUUGACAAAACCCAACUCAACCCUACAAGUCUACAGAAGCUCUUUCGAGAGGUACGGAUCAUGAAGGGCCUCAACCAUCCAAACAUAGUUCAGCUUUUUGAAGUGAUCGAGACAGAGAAGACGCUCUACCUUGCUAUGGAGUACGCCAGUGGUGGUGAAGUUUUUGACUACCUCGUAUCUCAUGGGAGAAUGAAGGAGAAGGAUGCACGUGCUAAAUUCCGUCAGAUUGUGUCUGCAGUUCAUUACUGUCAUCAGAAGAAUAUCGUUCACAGGGACCUGAAGGCGGAAAACCUGCUGCUUGAUGCAGACUCCAACAUAAAGAUUGCUGACUUUGGCUUCAGUAAUGAAUUUACACUGGGCAAUAAGCUGGACACAUUCUGCGGCAGUCCCCCUUAUGCCGCCCCAGAGCUCUUUCAGGGCAAGAAAUACGACGGGCCUGAGGUGGAUAUCUGGAGUCUGGGGGUGAUACUCUAUACUCUUGUCAGUGGAUCACUGCCCUUUGACGGACAGAACCUCAAGGAACUGCGUGAGCGUGUGUUGAGGGGGAAAUACCGUGUGCCAUUCUAUAUGUCUACCGACUGCGAGAGCAUCCUGCGCAGAUUCCUUGUACUCAACCCCACCAAGCGCUGCACCCUGGAGCAAAUCAUGAAGGAUAAGUGGAUGAAUGUCGGGUAUGACAGUGAUGAGCUGAAGCCUCAUGUGGAGCCUGUGGAGGAUUUUAAUGACACCAGCCGUAUAGAUGUAAUGGUAGGAAUGGGUUACUCCCGUGAUGAGAUUAAAGAUGCCCUGACCACACAGAAGUACAAUGAGAUAUUUGCCACAUAUCUGCUGCUAGGCCGCAAGUACGAGGAUGGUGUGGAGUCUCGAUCGAGUAGCAGUCUGUCUCUGGCCCGGGUUCGGCCCAGCACCAUCACGAAUGGCUCCAGCAAACACUCCUCCACCUCCUCAUCCAGCUCCACCUCUGCCUCAACCCACACUAAACCCCAGCGCAGUGCCUCCACCUACCACCGCCAAAGGAGGCACAGUGACUUCUGUGGGCCGUCAGUGCCAGUAGCUCACCCCAAACGCAGUCCCACCAGUACAGGAGACGGGGAUCUAAAGGAGGAACGUCUGCCCUCGCGGAAGGCCAGCUGCAGUGUGGUGGGCAGUCGUAGCAUCCCCCCAUCGAGCCCCAUGGUCAGCACAGCCAACAACCCCAACAAAGCCGAGAUCCCAGACCGUCGCAAAGACGUCAAUGCAACGACGAACAACAUCCCUGCCAGUGCCAUGACUCGUAGAAAUACAUAUGUGUGUACGGACCGCAACAACACCGACAGACACUCCUUACUACAAAAUGGGAAAGAGAACAGCUCCUUGUCACAUCGAAUACCUCCAGCCUCUCCGUCCACCCAUAGUAUCUCUGGGGCCGGGGCCUCCAGCUCCACAUCCUCUGAACGCUCUCGGCUGACGAGGGGCUCCACCAUCCGCAGCACCUUCCAUGGGGGGCAGCUCCGGGACCACCGGCCUCCCACUUAUGCACCACCCACCUCCCCCACCCUGUCCCACGAAGCCAGCCCUCUGCCUCACUCUCGUAGCCGGGCAACCACCAACCUGUUCACCAAGCUGACCUCCAAACUUACCCGCAGGGUCAAUCUUGACCCCUCUAAGCGCCAGAGCUCAAACAAGUCUGUCUCGGGCUGCACUCUGCCACAGGGAUCAAAAACAGUUAACGAACCUGAGAGAGUCUGCAGAUCUCCGGUCACAAGUCGCUAUUUAUCUGGGUAUCAAAAAGCGUCAGAGCCCCGGACCCCCCGAUGCAGCUGGGAUGUGAGAGUGCGGAGCCCGCGGGACCCGGCCGAGGUGGUGCUGGCACUGCGUGAGGCGGCGCAGGGCUGCGGCUGCCAGGUCCACCAGGCCGGGCCCUUCCUCCUCUCCUGCACCCAUGGAGCCGCCGGCUCCCGCGUUGCCUUUGAAGCAGAGGUGUGCCAGCUGCCCAACGGCCCCGCCGAGACCAGCGGUGUCCGAUUCAAGCGCCUGUGGGGGGCACCGCUUGCCUUUCGGGACAUCGCCACCAAAGUGUCCAAAGAACUUGAACUCUGAGGGUGACAGGGGGUGGAGGGCAAGGGCACAAGAAUGGGACAGAAAGAUGCGAUGAGCAUUAAAGGAACUAGCCCCGCCCCCACCCCCGCCUCAUCUACAAAGCCUAUAAAGACUGGCAGAAACAUAGACACAUGGACAUUGCGAGCUGGGCACCUGCUCACACAAAAGCCCUGCUAAGGAACUCCCUUUACCAGGUCUAUUUUACCUGGUAUCUUAGACAUGUUAUUUUUAACACCCGGCAUUUUUUGUCACAACACUCUGUACAUUGUCAUUUCUUUUUUAACUGCUGCUAUUUAUAUUCUUCUACUGCACCUGCAAGGAGAGUAUGGUUUGUUUAUUUGUAUCCUUGUUUAAAGGGAUAGUUCAUCCAACUAUGACAAUUCUGCAUUCAUUGAUUCACCCUUGUGUUGUUCCAAAAUGGCAAGACUUUCUUCUGUGGAAUACAAAAGGAGAUAUUUAGCAGAAUUUGCAACCUGCUCUGUCCAUGGUUACCAUUCACUUCCAUUGUGAUUUCUUUCCAUACAAUGAAAGUGAAUAGCAUUCAAGGACAGAGUUGCUUGAACAUUUUGCUAAAUAUCUCCUUUUGUGUUUGACACGAGAAAGAAAGUCAUGCAGAUUUGGAAUGACACAAGCACCUUUUUAUUUUUGGGUAAACUGUCCAUUUAAAUAACCAUAUUUACAAAAUGUGUGAAAGCCACGCCAUUCUGAACUGUAGACAUGGGGAGCCAUUUGAAAAUGCAAGUGCUGAAAGUGAUAGCAAUUCCUUUUUUUUUAAUGAUCUGUCCUUGUUGGUAAUUUUAGACCUGUAACUUGCCAGUAAUGCAGGUUGAGUAGAUUAUGUCUGCUUUCCUGAGCCUCCUGUUUUUAGUCCCUGAUUUUUCUGCAUCUUAGCAGUCCUAUAUUAUUACAUGGUCAAACACCGUAGCACUUUACGACUGAGUGAGCAACAUCACAUGUUUUGAAGUAGUUCUCCCUUCAAAUGGUGCAAUUUUACCUGUUGAGCCAAGUUAAGACACGAUGCUCUUUGUUUUGCUCUUGUAUGUGUUAUGCUAAUGAGAAACUUCUGUUAUCUUGCCAGAAGUGCACUCUGCUGAAUGGCCACAAACAGACUGUUGACUUUGUUUAUCUCUGAUUUGACAUAGUAUCUCCUUACCUUCAAGAUUGGAAAAUGUCUGAGCUGUGCAAUGUGAAAAAAUGCAAGAAUGAUUAAUACAACACUUGUCUGAAAUACCUUGA
Messenger RNA from Myxocyprinus asiaticus (Chinese sucker), 4499 nucleotides. RefSeq names its product MAP/microtubule affinity-regulating kinase 4-like. Gene Ontology annotation, biological process: protein phosphorylation; intracellular signal transduction; microtubule cytoskeleton organization. The coding region runs from base 828 to 3263 and encodes 811 amino acids. The record is from RefSeq and is a predicted model, not a curated record. Gene Ontology annotation, molecular function: ATP binding; tau-protein kinase activity; protein serine/threonine kinase activity. Gene Ontology annotation, cellular component: cytoplasm. NCBI's taxonomy places the organism in Eukaryota, Metazoa, Chordata, Actinopteri, Cypriniformes, Catostomidae. The transcript is spliced from 19 exons.